Ricinus communis (castor bean) is the source of this 1414-nucleotide messenger RNA. RefSeq names its product O-methyltransferase 1, chloroplastic. Lineage: Eukaryota; Viridiplantae; Streptophyta; Magnoliopsida; Malpighiales; Euphorbiaceae. The record is from RefSeq and is a predicted model, not a curated record. Bases 232 to 1179 code for a protein of 315 amino acids. Gene Ontology annotation, biological process: methylation. Gene Ontology annotation, molecular function: methyltransferase activity. The transcript has 7 exons.
UUCUUAAGUAAACUAAAGCUCAGUAUAAAAGAGAAAUUUGAGUAUAAAAUCAAAACAAAAUAUUUUUUCUACCAAAAAAUUUAAUAUGUAAAUUAUCGAAUACUCAAUUACCAAUUUUCGUUUUAGAUUGACAGCUUUCAUCUUCUCCGAUCAGUGGCCACCGUAAUCUUGGAUUGAUGCUAGCUGCCCACAGUGGCAGUCUAAAAGAGCUCUCAUCUAUCAAACAGUAAUAUGUGUUUAUUGGGAGUUGUAUAUUCGUUACCCACACCUAUUGUGCGUCCACCUACUAUAUACGCCUCUUCAAAUGCCAGGAAAAAUAGCUGGUUAAGAGCAAAAAUCAAUGGUGAAGCUGACCCAUUACUCCAAGCUGCCACAAGUGCAGCUUCUUUGCGUUUUCAGGAGACCCAUCGGCCAGAGCCACUUUUUCUUGAUCCAUACGCCGGUUGCUUGACUGAUCCAACUAUGCAGAUGGAUUUGAAGAAGUACUCGCAUCAUUAUUGCCUUGCAACAAAGUUCAUUGAUGAUAAAUUACUGCGUACCGUGAGCCAUAUUGAUGGACUCAAGCAGGUUGUUCUGUUAACAGAUGGGAUGGACACUCGACCGUAUAGGCUUAAUUGGCCAACUUCAUCUAUAAUAUUUGAUAUAUCUCCUGAAAGGAUAUUUAAGAAAUCAGCAGAGAGGCUCAAAGGUGUUGGGGCUAAAAUUCCAAGAAGUUGUAUGUUUCUUCAUAUUCCAUUAGAGUUCUCUAAUAUACAACAAAGUCUGCACAGCAAAGGCUUCAACGGUAAUCGACCAAGCAUAUGGGCCAUGCAGGGAUUGUCCAUUAAGACUUUGGCCAGUUUUGAGGAAAUUUUGCUCAUUGUUGGUAGUUUGGCUAUGAAUGGAUCUCUGUUCGUGGGAGAACUGCCUGCUUGGUUGGCAGAAACUGAAAUUGGAAGCAAGCCAAGCAUGGAAAAAUGGAUGGAAAAAAUUUUCAUGAACAAUGGCUUCCGCGUGGAUCUGAUUAACUAUAAUGAAGUUGCAAGGAGUAUGGGCAAGGAAUUAGCUCUGGAAGACUACAAGAAUAUACUCUUUGUUGCAGAACAAUUGCGGUUUUCGGAUGAUCAGAUGGAGACCUGGAGGAGAGAAUUCCACAGGAUAGAGGAGGAUGGGGAUGAAGAAGGGUUCGAGGAGCUCUGAUUGUAUAUAGGGUUUUGCAUUUGAAUGACAUUUUUGUUCUUUCUCCUUUGGUGGAUAUACUCUUUGCUAAUCCACCUGUGUACAUUUAAUAAUGCAUGUCAAAUUCUAUAUGAGGGUGCCAAAGACUCCAUGAAAGAAGACUAAACAUGGAUAAUUGGUACUCCUCCAAUCUUUUUUUUUCCUGCUCUAAUCAGAUUCAGUUCAAGCUUUUCUAUAGAAAAAACAAUUAUCAGCA